Messenger RNA from Brettanomyces bruxellensis, 621 nucleotides. It is a transcript of the gene APT1, whose product is annotated as adenine phosphoribosyltransferase. The transcript has a single exon. The record is from RefSeq and is a predicted model, not a curated record. Gene Ontology annotation, biological process: adenine salvage; AMP salvage. Bases 1 to 621 code for a protein of 206 amino acids. NCBI's taxonomy places the organism in Eukaryota, Fungi, Ascomycota, Pichiomycetes, Pichiales, Pichiaceae. Gene Ontology annotation, cellular component: cytoplasm. Gene Ontology annotation, molecular function: adenine binding; AMP binding; adenine phosphoribosyltransferase activity.
AUGUCGGACCCUACUCUUUCACCAGAAGCGUCCAAAAAGAUCAAUGAGAUCUCGCAAGAGCUCAAAACAGCACUUCAUCAGUAUCCGAAUUUUCCCAAAGAUGGAAUUCUUUUCGUCGAUUUCCUCCCAAUUUUCCGUAUUCCAAAUCUGUUCAACAAGCUAGUCUUGGCUUUCAAAACUUAUGUUGAUGAGAAAUUCAAGGGAGAGACGAUAGACUAUGUUGUUGGAUUAGAAUCUAGAGGUUUUCUAUUUGGACCAACGUUAGCAUUGGCACUUAAUGCAGGCUUUGUUCCUGUCAGAAAGAGAGGAAAGCUCCCCGGAGAAGUCUACGAGGCGAAAUAUACAAAAGAGUAUGGUGAUGAUUACUUCGAAAUACAAAAAGAAGCCAUUCCUGAGGGCUCUACAGUUUUAAUUGUGGAUGACAUCCUUGCCACGGGAGGCUCGGCCGAAGCUGCUGGAAAGUUGGUUCUAGACUGUGAUGCCACUCUUCUUGGAUUUUUGUUUGUGAUGGAAUUGGAUUUCUUGAAGGGAAGAAAUAGAUUGCAGGCUGAUUCAUUCACUCUUUUAUGUGGCCAGCCCAAAUCUUUGGGCUCAGUGCACGAAACAAAUUCUCAGGAGUGA